AUGCGGCGGGGCCGGGCGCUGUCGGAUGCCGUGGGUGCGCUGUGCCGGGCCCUGCCGCCCCGCGUCCGCCCUGCUCCCGACACCCUCCGCCGUGCCAAGUUCGACCAGCCGCAGGCGAGCCUGGAUUUAUGGAGGCUGCUCUACACUCUUCUGAAACAAAUUCAUGGAGAAAAACGGACAGAGUCUGAUACCAUAGAUAACCAAAUUAGAUUUGUAAAGUCAGCAUUGUGGUACCAUGGCUAUGGCAGGCCAGGACUCUAUCAGCUGCCCUGUGAUGGCUCAGUGGGUAGUCGGGAGCUGCUGCUGGCGUUUUCCUGGCUACUGCAAAGACUCAACCUCCUGGAGAAGCUUUUGGCUCGGAACAGAGUAAAGACCGGGGAUGAAAUCUCUGUGUGCACGUGUGAAGAUGAGCUGCCAAAUUGCCAGGAAAGUGCAACUGCAAUGGUACCUGAAUAUGGGCUGGAAGACAGAGUAGAUGUUCGCUACCUGCAGUGGUUAAAUGGGAGGCUGAGGUUCCAGUGGCGGAGUCUGCAUGCUCAGCAGCAAGAGCAAUGCAAACUUUUGCACAAGAUCCAUUUAUUGACUAGUGGCUCCCAUGUGGACCAGAACCUUGGACAUUUGUCUGUCACAGAAAUGGAUCUCAUUAGGCAACCAGAGAACUACAAGCAGCUGUUACAGCUUCUGGAAUCUGAAACCAUGCAACUAGAAGCCUUUCUAGAGUGGAAGCAACUGGAACCAGUUUAUUGGCAAUGGAUGGAAACUGUGUUAGAUAGUGUGGCUGAAGAGGGAAGUACAUGUGAUUCCCAGGAUGCUCAUGUGCAGCCAAGCAGGCAGCAGGUGCCCCCAAGCUGCCCCUGGGCUGACAGCCUGACUGGGCAAAUCGAGAGGUUGUCCAGAGAUCUCAUGACCCUCCAUGACCACCUGCAUGAACUUGUAACACAACGAAGGGCUGCGUGGUGUGAGAAGGUGAAAACAAGAAAGGAAGAACUGCAGAAAGAGGGGUUCCCUGACAGUGCUAGGCAGAUACGGGAACGUGUUGAACUAAAGCUGCUAGAUCUCACCCGCCUUUGUGCUCCAAACAAAAAUAAAGCACAUGGUUCCUACAGACUGGUGCUCAGAAGCAAGCAUCCUACCAGCAAAAGGGGCUUCAGUAGGCCUGUAUCCAAGGAGCCUGUUUCAACUGUCAGUGCUACAGAGGUGAUCAGAGAGCUGCAGAUGAGAGAGGCCAGUCUGGAGAGAGAGCUGAAGCAGCUGCAGGAAGAGUGCAAGCAGAGGCUGGAUGCAAUUGCAGAAGGGUUGGAUGGAGUGAUUUGUAUCUCCCCUUGAAGAGAUAAAGCUGGUCUGAGAAAAGCAAAGGAAUUUGCUUCCUCUGACUUGAUCAGAGGACGUUGUGCAGCUUGGCACAAGGUGAGGAACCAAAUGUAAUUUCUAUUUUUUAAUUUCUAAUUUUUGAGCCUGGGAUCAUAACUCAUUACUGCUUUGUGACUUAUGCUGGGGCCAUAGCCUUGGUGGCUCUCUCUAGAGCUCCUUUAUUGCUAACCUUGCCAAUUAAAUUCUGCAGCAGGCCUUGGUGGGAGUGUGUGUAAAUCUCCCUUUUAUCUUCUGGGCUUCUAGUUCUUCUGCCAAGCUCUGGGCUCUUUAGAGUGCUCAGCUGCUAGGCAUGGCAUACAUUGAGGCUGCACAGAGAAGUGCUAGCUGCAUCCAGUAUUUUCCAGCAAAUGGAAAACUUCAUUAGCCAGGAAAAAAAAGAAUCCAAAUAUUAGAGAACAUGCAAAGCACCAAGGAAAUGUUCAAGCAAGUGUGCUGGCUUAAUUCAGCUGCUUUGCAUAGCUGUGGCAACUCUGAUGCAGCCACCAUAAGGAAAAACAAAUGCCUAAUAAUAAAUAAAACAACAGCCUGAUUUCAUUUACUGGUGUGAUGCACUUGAAGUAAUUGGGUUCUCAAAGAAAACAAACUAGGAACCUGUUCCACCGAGUUAUGAGUCACAAGAAGAUAACUUAUGGAUCUGCUAUGGAAAGUUUCUGUUAAAUAAAAAUAUGACCUUAAUUUCCAAGCUUGAGGAGUCUCCGAGCUCUGUCUCUGAAGGCUUUUCCCCCUGGAACAUGCAAAUAUUUUUCACUUGACAUUCAUUUCCUCCCCUUUUCUGUUUUGCUUUUAUCAAGGAAUAUUUUCAUACUCUCCUUGUACAUUUUCAGGAAUAAAUAAGUGUUUUUUAAAA
Molecule: messenger RNA, 2218 nt
Organism: Pogoniulus pusillus (Red-fronted tinkerbird)
Lineage: Eukaryota; Metazoa; Chordata; Aves; Piciformes; Lybiidae
Gene: TEDC1
Product: tubulin epsilon and delta complex 1
Exons: 8
Coding region: 1-1326 (441 amino acids)
Source: RefSeq, a predicted model, not a curated record